AACCCGGCUCGAUCAUCUGAUCAAACAGAGACUGGUUGUAUGAUGUGCGAUGUAAAAUGUGCAAUUGAUUCUAAAAAUUGUAAUAUUGUUAUUUAUGUUUUGAUAAGAAUGAUAUUAGAAUAAUGAUAAUAGUGAUAAUAAUAACAUAAAUCAAUGAUGCGACUCUUUUCUAUAUAAAAAGGCAUGUCUUCCCAAAGUAGAUUCGAUGGCCCUUAAACCAUAUUGCCUCAUAUGUUUUUAUUGACAAGAAUAACUCUUUCUUUGUCCAGAGUGCUAAGAAUGGCGCAAGAUGAUGCGAAUAAGUUGACAAGAGAAGAUUUUGAUGCUGGUCCAUGCAGCUUCGAUGAGAUUGAGCCAGGCCUAUUUCUGGGUAAUCUCACAGCUGCAACGGAUGUGGACUGGCUGAAAGAAGUUGAAAUGACUCAUAUACUGACAAUAGAUUCCUGUCCGUUGCCAAGGAAGAUCCAGGAAUGUCUCCCCAAUUUAAUCACUAAGUAUAUUCAGGUGACAGAUAUGCCGCGAGAAGAUCUUUUAACACAUUUUGAGGGCUCUUACGAGUUCAUCGACCGUGCCCUCGAGUGCAAUGGCAAGAUACUGGUGCACUGUUACUUCGGCGUGUCGCGAUCCGCUUCCGUGGUAAUUGCAUAUAUAAUGAAAAAGCGCAAGUUGAGCUUUGCGGACGCAUUCCAAAUGGUAAAAUCAAAACGAAGAUUCGUCGCGCCGAAUCCUGGCUUCAUGGCGCAACUGCAACUUUACGAAGACAUGGGCUAUGGUGUGGAUAGCACCAAUGUGCAAUUUAAGAUGUACCGGUUACAGAUUGCUGCUGACAAAGUGCGCAAGGCACGCAUUCUUCCUCAGAGUUGCAUUGAUUUAGUGAAACCAGAUCCCGCACUGACAACCGUGCGUCCCGAGCCGACAGUUUAUCGCUGCAAGAAAUGUCGCCGUAUUGUGGCAAGCGCUAGCAAUAUUCUACCCCACGCACCUCAUGAGAAACAGAUCUGGCGGCACAUCAGCGUUAAAAACCCAAAGGAUAUCGAGAACUGUGAUAAAUUAGUGCUGAGAAGAGAAGAGCCGACGCGUGUCGAGCUAUGCGACAAGAUCUACUUCGUGGAACCUCUAGCUUGGAUGCCCGACAUUACGCACACGGUUGAAGGCAAAUUGAAUUGUCCUAAAUGUAACACGAAACUCGGCUCAUACAGCUGGAUCUCUGGCAGUCAAUGUCCCUGCGGUAGCAAGAUCGCGCCGGCUUUCUAUUUGGUGCCCUCCAAGCUCGACUGGAGCAAUAUUGUGCAGAAUGUACAAGUAACGGUAUAGUAUUGAAAAGUAUAUAAAGUAAAAAUGUUGAAAAUAAUCCAUCUUGGAUUAUUUGGAUAUUCGAUGAAAUUUUUCCGAAGGUUUUAAAGUUCUUAAGUAUUUCUUAUAAUACUAUGGCAAUACGAAUCGCCAAAGAAUGUCGUAAAGAUAUCGAAUAGGUGUUUAAUAAACGUAACUUUUUUAAUGCUUUGUAGAUAUCUUUUCGACAUUUUUUGAGGGAUGUUUUUAUUAAAUUGUAACAUUAUAUGGUCCAAGAUGGUUGAAAUAGGUAUUGAUAAUAUUUAAUUUCCAGCAAGUGUAUUAUAAAUUUUGUUAAGUUUUAGAAUUUAAAUUUAAAUUAUUCCAUAAAAAAGAAUUAGAAAAUUUAUGAAUAAUUUUAAUCAUAUAUUACUUUCUUUUUAUAUGUGUGUAAUACUUUACUAUAUUUUAUCUUUAAUUAUAUCAAAGUUUUAAUCCCGUUAAAAAGAUCUGUAUAUUUGCUAAAAGUUGAGAAUAAUGAAUUUUUUAAUAAGAUAGAUGCGACCAAUGCCGGCUGACUGUAUUCUAAUCCUGUGCCAAUAUAUUUCGAUAUGUGUACAUAUAUACAUGUAUUUGUUAUACAUAUAUAUCUGUAUGGUG
Cataglyphis hispanica is the source of this 1932-nucleotide messenger RNA. It is a transcript of the gene MKP-4, whose product is annotated as dual specificity protein phosphatase MPK-4-like. The transcript has 2 exons. Gene Ontology annotation, cellular component: nucleus. Bases 232 to 1314 code for a protein of 360 amino acids. The record is from RefSeq and is a predicted model, not a curated record. Gene Ontology annotation, biological process: protein dephosphorylation. Gene Ontology annotation, molecular function: protein tyrosine/serine/threonine phosphatase activity. Lineage: Eukaryota; Metazoa; Arthropoda; Insecta; Hymenoptera; Formicidae.